GUCAGUUCGUGAGAAACGCCAUUUUGUAAUUUUAGUCUCGAAAAACAAGAUGCCCUGGGAAGGUCGGAAAUACUUUCGUCUGCAGACUGAUCUAGAAUCUACGAGCUCAACAAAAACAGUCUUACAAAAUGAAUGAACGGGAUGGAGAUCGAAAUCAUAACAGACGAGACUAUCGCAGGAGAGAUUCAGACAGGAGAGGGAGGAGGGAGAGAAGCCGAUCCCCCUUCGACAGAGAUGACGAGGUACAGGAGUAUGGAGAGAGGUUGAUGGAUCAGAACUCUGGAGGUUACUACCAGGGCUGGGGUCAGGGCUACGACUCGGCCGGCUACAACAGCUACAGCCAGCUCUCACAGCAGGACGGGUACGGCGACGGAGGUGGAUCGUCCGGGCGGCACAGUCGCCGCUGCGACACCAGCGAGGAGGUUCCCAACAGCACGAUAAUGAUGCGAGCGCUGCCUCCGCACGUCACCGAGCAGCAGAUUCGGGAGGACCUUGCUGGGCUUGGCUUUGUCAUGAAGGACGUGAGACUGAUGAAGAAGCGAGGUCUGUCAAGAGGUAUUGCAUUCGUCGAGUUCACCAGCCUGCAAGACGCCAUGCAGUGGAUGGAAACAUCACAGGGGCGUCACAUGUUCAUGGGCCAGAACAUGUGCUACCUUCACUACAGCAACGUGAAGCCUGAACCAGGCAAGGAACCGAAGACUGACUGGGACUGUAGCAGGGUGACAUUGUUGUUCCGGGGACUGGAUGCUCUCACGACAGAGGAUAAGAUUGUCACAGCAUUGGAGCAGGUCACCUCUCUUACUCUCCAACGCAUUCACAUUGCCAAGGACACGCUGACAAACACGUCGCGAGGUUUCUGCUACGUACAGAUGGCGUCGGCGCAGGAUGCGGACGAGCUGCUGCAGCGACUGUCUGACCAGCAACCCGUGUUCGAGAUCGACUCACGACAGGUGCUCAUCUCAUACGCGCGCCGAUCCCUCGCCAACAUCGACUUCUCCAAGAACGGACGUCCGCGCUCGCGAUCCAAGAACGAGCUCGCUCACCAGGUGGGUGGCAGCGCGCCCAUAGGUGGCAGCACGCGCACACAGGCGGGCGGGGCCGGUGGCUGGGAUGCAAUGGAGUUCAGCGGUGACUACACACAGCAGGGCUACUACGAUGAAGCUGCUGCUGCUGCUGCCUACGACGACACUGCUUUCUACCAGCAGUACGGCUACGAAGCAGCAGUGCCGCCUCCUGGUGGCGAGCCAGUGAUGCAGGCCACGCCUCUUCCUGGCUCACACACCUUCACCCAGGCGGACACGACAAACGCGGCGGCUGCUGUCGCUCAGACUGCCAUCCAGCAAGCGCAGGCCGCCAAACAUUACCAGGAGCAGCAAGCAAAGCUGCAGAAACAGGUGCUGGAGCAGAUGCAGAAACAGCAGAAGCUCGCAGACAUGAAGCCAGAGGAGAGGCUGGCCCACCAGGCAGCUGAGUGGAAGAAACGUCAGCAUGAUGACCAGGUAAAGCAGUCACAGGAUCCUAAGAAGAUGCAGGAGCACGUGAGGCAGGAUGCUCUACGCUUGCAGCAUGAGAAGCAGCAGCAACAGCAGCAGCAGCAGCAACAACAACAACAACAGCAACAGCUCCAGCAGCAGCAACAACAACAGCAACAACAGCAACAGCAGCAGCAGCAGGAGAAGAAGUCACAGGAAGGCGACAACUAUCCCGUUCCGGACGUUUCCACAUAUCAGUACGACGAGACGUCUGGAUACUAUUACGAUCCACAGACCACUCUCUACUACGACGCAAACACUGGGUACUACUACAAUGCACAGACACAACUCUUCCUAUACUGGGACGGUGAGAACCACACAUACGUUCCCGCACCGAGCAACGACCAGGAGGCAGGUGCCACCGACGCUGACAGCAGCGAGACGAAGAAGGACAAGGAGAAGGAGAAGAAGGAGAGAGUGAAGACGGCUAAGAGGAUUGUGAAGGACAUGGAGAAGUGGGCAAAGACACUGAACCAACGCAAGGACAACUUCCGUGCUGGGUUCGUACCUGUGGGACCGCAGCAGUUAUCACAGCACAUGUCGGAAGGAGAGAAGACGAGUGGUGAGCGGAUGCCGGAUUCGCUCUCUCCUCACAAGAAGAACGAACACAUGAUACAAAGUUUUGCAAAAUACAGAGACAGAGCCAAAGAAAGGAGAACAAAGUUCGGGCCUUCGGAGCCACCCAUCAAUAAGAAGAAGGAUGCCUUUCUUCGUUCUAUGAAUAAUGCGGCUUCGGCGCCGGCGUAUGAGCAGCCGACUAAGGAGGGCAUCGGUGGUGACAACAUAGGUAGCCAGCUGCUGCAGAAGAUGGGCUGGCAGGCAGGCCAAGGUCUAGGCAAGAAGAAUCACGGCAUUGUCAAACCAGUCGAGGCGCAGCAGCGGCACGUGUCAGCCGGACUCGGGGCGCGCGGCAGCACCUACGGCGUUACCGCCGGCGACACCUACAAGGACACCGUGCGAAAGAUGAUGCAGGCGCGCUUCAACGACAACGCAUAGUGGCGCCCUCAUCAAAUGCGUGCUGCGGCGUCGUUAGCGAUUGUAUAUGUUUCUCACGCAGUGUAGAGUUCACUGCGGGACACUUGCGCAUUCUUGUAACAGUCGUCGUUGUCUUUUGGGAUCCACCUCUGCUGUAAAGUGUGUGCUGGAUUUCUUUAUGCUAGUUCUUAGUCAGUAAUUGUGUAUUGAACGUUGUGAUGUUUUUCGCGCAGGCCUGUUAGCGAGGAGGGUAAGGGUGGCCUUCCGUCGUUGUACGUCGUCUUCAACCGAAUAUUAUCAUGAUCAGUGAGGUUUGAAUUGUAUCUUUAGUUGGUGGGAGGAUUUUCCUUGCUUGGGUUAAAGCUUCGUGGCUACCAACACGGGUGGUUAUCGAUAUAUUAUAGUAUCUGUGAGGGGCGGACGUGGGAAACAACGAAUACUUCUCACGAUCAUUACAAUAAAUCGUGAUUGCAGUCAGUGAUUGUAAACUUUUCUCGAAUUCCAAAAUUCUGUAAAUAAUCGUCUGUAAAUAUAUUCUUUCACACUUCUACGUCGUCGCACGCAGCGGGGGACAGUGUGGUAGAAGGAGGAGGAGGAGGAGGAGGAGAAUGUGUCGGAUAUCCGGCUUGCUACUGCUUAUUUGCUUACUGAUGCACAUGUCUUGUGCAGCGAGCGUGUGUGCAUUACAAGGGUGACGACGAAUGCAGCGUGCUUGGUGUUGCAUCGAGCGUGAAGUUGCUCUCCCCUACAGCUUGCUACAUAUACAGUGACACGUCAAUGUUUAGAUCAUUUCAUCUUUUCUCACAUCGGUGAUGUAUUGGAUGUGGCCGUGGGCCGAGAGGGUGGCCAUGACAGAGACGCUGGGUGAGAACGAACUGUGUGAUCGAUCAAGUUAUGGGACGAGAAUAAAGUCGUUUUGUAAAUUAACGAUA
Molecule: messenger RNA, 3439 nt
Organism: Priapulus caudatus
Lineage: Eukaryota; Metazoa; Priapulida; Priapulimorpha; Priapulimorphida; Priapulidae
Product: RNA-binding protein 5-B-like
Exons: 17
Coding region: 129-2528 (799 amino acids)
Biological process (GO): mRNA splicing, via spliceosome
Cellular component (GO): nucleus
Molecular function (GO): RNA binding
Source: RefSeq, a predicted model, not a curated record